UGGAGGGCCUAGUUUACCUAUGCCUGGUCUAGACACUGUAGCCUCAAAGUGUGGAGCUUUUGUGCAUGCAGGUUGUCCUGUUCAUUUAAUCAUCACUUUUUUUCUUACAGCACCAAAGCUGCAAUUAAUUUCAGUAUUGUGGUCUGCACAAUGUAUGUAGAGGUGAAUGGGGGCCCCCUUUGUGGGCGGUGAAGCACUAAGUGUAUAUUGGGGAGCCUGCAGCUCUUUCUGGGUUGAGGAAAUUGCCACAUGCUUCAAAUGACCAACCAUGGCAAUUAAUUUUGAGAAGCCAGCUCUUGGUUUUAAGCGGAGAGUUGAGAUUCUUCAUGGUCAGUCAUGCUAAAGGAGGCGAAGGGGAUUUUUAAAGGCCUGAAAACUCUGUUGGUCUGAAGGAGUCGAGUUGCUUAAGAGAUAAUAUACAGUAAGAGUGAUUUCCUACCACCACCACCUCAGGAAUUGCAAAAGAGAAGGGACUUUUUGCUCCUAGUAAUGCUCCUUUUUCAAUAGGUUCUCCUAGCUGGGAGGUGAAUAGAGGAAUGCAAGUCCCCAUCUACAAUGUACUCUUGCUCUGCUAUGGAAAGGGAGAUGGGCAGGAGUGCCAACUUGGCCCAGCCCAUUCAUGGAGAAUUUUGGGGGUGUUUGGGCACCCAGGGUCCCAGGGAGCUGGCACCUAUGGAGAUGAGCAUGUUGAAGCUGCUGUCUGUGGCACAGCGGGUGUGUGUGUGUGGGGGGGGGCAUUUUCAUUGAAAAAAGCGCCCACCUUCCAAAACAAUCUGCACCAGACAGUUUGAUCUGAUAUGCAUUCUCCUCCAGCAAACAAAAAAAACCAAAAAGAAUAUUUAAAAUGGUACUUAAAAUACAAAAAUCCAAUAAAAUAGUAAUGCCCAAUUAUUUUCUUAUUAAAUAUAUUUCAUAUUCCCCCAAUAUCAUUUUAUGCCUCCUUCCUUCCUUUUGAAAAAAAAAUCUUCUGCCCCUUCGACACCACCAGCUGUUACACAAAUUGUUACUCAGGUCUACAAUGGCCACGGAUUUAAGAUCUCCCACCCUCAACUCCAAGCGGUUGCACUGUACAGUGGUGCCUUGCUAGACGAAUUUAAUUCGUUCCACGGGUCUUUUCUUAUAACGAAAAAUUCGUCUAGCGAAUCCCAUAGGAAUGCAUUGAAUUUUUUUUGAAUUUUUUUUUGCCCAUAGGAACGCAUUAAUUGAAUUUCAAUGCAUUCCUAUGGGAAACCGCAAUUCGCUAGACAAAUUUUUCAUAAAACGAAUUCGUCUAGCGAGGCAACCUCCACUCGAAAAAUCCUUUCGUUAAGCGGAAAUUUCGUUAAGCGAGGCACCACUGUAUUUUUAUUUUGGUUCUGAUGUUCCCAUUUGUUUUUGUGUGUCAUCCCCUUGCCCCGCUGUGCAGACUGCAUGUGAAUUGAUUUUAAUUGUGUAUUUGCUUCAAUUACAAUAAUUGCAAUUGAUCCAAGUGACCGUUUGACAGAUUAUUGGAUUCAUUCGUAUUCUUUUUUCCCUUUUUAAAAAUGAACGUAAAACGAGUCUGAUAAGAUAUUUUCAGAACUUAAUGCAUUUGGGUCAUGGUGAAUUCACAGAAUUUGGGUUUCUGAAGAUUUGAAGGUGACCUGGAAACUACAAUUAAUCCAGAAUGCGGCAGCUAGACUGGUGCCUGGGAGCAGCCGCCGAGACAACAUAACACCGGUCUUGAAAGAUCUACAUUGGCUCCCAGUACAAUUGGCUCUGAGCACAAUUCAAAGUGUUGGUGCUGACCUUUAAAGCCCUAAACAGCCUCUGUCCAGUAUACUUGAAGGAGCGUCUCCACCCCCAUCGUUCUGCCCGGACACUGAGGUCCAGUACUGAGGGCGUUCUGGCGGUUCCCUCGCUACAAGAAGCCAAGUUAUCUCCUGCUUGGACUACUGCAAGCCAAGUUAUCUCCCACUUGGACUACUGCAAUGCGCUCUAUGUGGGGCUACCUUUGAAGGUGACCCGGAAACUACAACUAAUCCAGAAUGCGGCUGCUAGACUGGUGACUGGGAGCGGCCGCCGAGACCACAUAACACCGGUCUUGAAAGAUCUACAUUGGCUCCCAGUACAAUUGGCUCUGAGCACAAUUCAAAGUGUUGGUGCUGACCUUUAAAGCCCUAAACAGCCUCUGUCCAGUAUACUUGAAGGAGUGUCUCCACUCCCAUCGUUCUGCCCGGACACUGAGUUCCAGUAUCGAGGGCCUUCUGGCGGUUCCCUCGUUGCGAGAAGCCAAGUUGCAGGGAACCAGGCAGAGGGCCUUCUCGGUGGUGGCACCCGCCCUGUGGAACGCCCUCCCAUCAGAUGUCAAAGAAAAAAACAGCUACCAGAUUUUUAGAAGACAUCUGAAGGCAGCCCUGUUUAGGGAAGCUUUUAAUGUCUGAAGGAUUUCUGUAUUUUAAUAUUUUGUUGGAAGCUGCCCAGAGUGGCAGUAUUACACCCACUUACUUGGCAGCAAGGUUAAUUGAAAUGGAAUAAUUGCUUCUGACUGGAAAGAAGAUGGCACCCUGAUGCAUGGAGUCUUUUGAGAUAAUGUAUGUGAAAGGCAACAGUUCAGAGGUAGAGCACAUGCUCGGCAUGUAGAAGCACCCCCAGUUUCAAUUCCUGGCACCCCCAGGGAGAGCUAGAAAAACAAUACCGAAACCUUGAAGAGCUCCUGCCAGCCAUUGUAGACAGCACUGAGCUAGGUGGUUUGACUCAAUAUACUGCUGCAUCUUAUAUUUCUAGCUCCUGCUAUUGCUCUUGUUGUAAGCUGGAAACUUAAUUUUUGUAUACUGUAAACCUGUCUUAUGUGGGGUGAGACUGCAGAAUCAGUUUUGUGCUCAUGACCACCGAUGUUUCAUAUUAGGUCUGUGUAACCUUCAUAGGAAUCUUAAAGCUGUGCUACAGGGGCCUAAAUAGAUUUAAUGGUCAUUCCCUGUUUUCGGUGAGGGGCGGGGUGGAACCCUGGAAACUAUAAGUGAGGCAAAAGAUUGCUAACGGAAGUUGGAGCAUCCUCACCAAGCUAGGAUGUAAAAGGACUGAUUUGGGGGAAGCCCCACUUUUCAUUGCCAUAUUUGGAACAAAAUGCUAUACUGUAGUUUUGAAUUUUCACUUAAAGCGCUGUAACUUAAAGCUGCCGCUUACCCUACCCUUCAUAACACAGGAGGAAUGUUCAAAUAGGCUGCCAUGUUAACCUAUUUCAGUCAUGUCAUCAUCCCUGGUGUUUUGUUGCUGUUUUAAGUCUGAAAGCACCAUACACGUCUAGCUUUUCCUAUUUAUGUCUCUUUCUUAGGACAGGGUUCUAAACCAGUUCACAACGAUACAGCACUUCCCAAGUAAAUUAGCUAUCCCCCCCCCCCUCUCUCUAUAUUUGGUUAAAGAGUCAGCUUUGUCACUUUUAAGGACUGCGGCAGUUCUGUUGUGUGGUGAUGGUUCUGGCAUUUGCGGAUGUUUACCUAUAUUGGAGGCUAGUAAGUUCUCUCCCUGGCUUGGAAGUAUGAAACCCGUAUGAAUGAUAUACUUGAGCCAUGCUUAGAGUUUUUGUUUUCUUUUUUCUUUCCCUAAAAAUUAUAAAAACAAAACAAAACAUGGUAGUAGCAUUUAUUGGAGCCAUGUUCUGGAAGCCUUGGCCCUUAAUCUUAAUAUGGGUGUUGGGUGUGCACAAUGUAUCUGGUCAGAGGAUCUCUCAGUAUUCUCAAAAUAAACUCAAUUCAUUCAUAUAUAUAUUCUCAUACACACACACACACACACACAGAGAGAGAGAGAGAGAGAGAGAGAGAGAGGGAGAGGGAGAGAGAGAGAGAGAGAGAGGUAGAACAAUCAUUUCUGCAUAAGCUUAGAAUGUGCAUGACGAAUGUGAAUCCUGAUAUAAACCGAUCUGCACCUUCCAGACUAAUGCAGACCAGAGCUUUGUGGUGUGAAUGCUCUGACAUGGCUCAAUGUGCAUUUAGAAACGCAUGUGUUGAGAUUUGACAUGCAUCUUUAAAUUCAUAAUGAUAUAUUUGUGCAGAUUGACUAUAUAUACACACAUAUACAGUACAUGUAGAAAAAGGGUUUGGGUGGACUUAACAGUGAAGACAUGUGAAAGUGAUACAUAGAUGGGAGAUAGGCUGGUUCAUCCAUGCCUACUUUAGAAGCUAUUACUGUACCUGGUUACAAUGAAUGCUUUCCUUUUUAUAAUUAAAUGCCGUAUGCAAAAAGGAGAGGUUUUUAAUGGAUUGGAUUGUGCUACAUGUUAUAUGUAAACACAACUAAUAGUUGCUUAAUGGCUACUUUACUGUUGGAAAAGCCUCUGUGUAAGGAAGUGGCUGGGAACUGAGAACAGGUGAGUCCAUUUCUCCACCCACUUCUCUUCUUCCAACUACCCCAUUCUAAAGCUGUUUCCCUUGUACAGUACAUCUUUGCAUCUAAUGUGUAGUUUAAUGGGAAAUUAAUCAUGAACACCUGAAACUAAAUGAAGCCAAUAGUAUACCAUUGCCCUUGGUGAUCAGCCAACUUUUUGAGUGUGCUUGGGGUGGAGGGAAAUGCAUUUUCGUAGAAUCAUGGAAUUACAUAGUUGAUAGGGCAUCCAGUAAAAACCCCUGCAAGGCAGGAAUCUCAGCUAAAGCAUCCAUGACAGAUGGCCACCCAACCUCUGCUGAAGAACUUCCAAUGAAAGAAAGUCCACCAUUUCCCGAGGGAAUCCAUUCCACUGUCAAAUAGCUCUUACUGUCAGAAAGGUUCACCUGAUGUUUAGUCUGAAUCUCCUUUCUUGUUACUUGAAGCCAUUGGUUCAAUUCCUACCCUCCAGUGAUCCCCUCCUGUUUGGGAGAUAACCCCACCCCACCCCACCCCACCCCACCCCAGUGUUUCAUAAGCUUGGUAAGAAUGAUCGUGAUCUUUAAAAUCACCUAUGGCAAGGUAGCCAAAGCGGUUUCCUCCAGAUGUGAUUGGAUUACAAUUGCCCCUCCCCAUUGGGCCUAUGGAAGUUGAAGUACGUACAACAACAGCAGGCUACUCACUGACCUAGGGAAAUCAAUAGUCAGGUUGGUGGGGGGGGGAGUUUUUAAAAUUGGAAAUGUUCAUCUUCCAAAAACCCAUUCUAUUUCUUCAUCUGAAGCAGCCAUGCCUGUUUUUGUGUUUUUGGUAUGGCAAACCAGGGCUUCAGUAUGGCCUCAUUACAGGUUCCCUCUCAAAGAGGCGAGCUCUCUAGAGCAGAGCUGAGGUAGCAUACUGGGCAAGCAUUUAAACUUUAGACUUAUAAGCCACAUUGCUGCAAAUUAUCGUAACCGGACAAUCAGAGUGCAUUUUCUGAAAAGUCAGUCGCGGUGCAUGAAUCACACUCUGCUUUUGUGUGAAGAGAGCUUUGCUCAUGGUUUUCCAGUAUCUCUCAUCCUUACAUUCUCAUUUCAUCCAUCACUUUGAACAUACACAAUGCUAUAACGUUUAGAGAGCCGUUCCUUUUCUGCAUUUCCUCCUCCAUUCUUCCUAUAACAAAUCAGGAAGCAGAGCCACUUUUGUUAAAAGCACAUCCCUCUUCUUCAGUUAGGUUGUGGUCAAAAUCAGGGGUGGGAACAGUUUGUGCAUAUAGGUGGCAUGUUUCCUUUAAAACAUUAUUGUGAUAAAUCCCCAAGCUCUGAUUCAUUUUUUGCUUUUCCAGCAUUGGGGGACUUUAAAGUGCAAUUUGUGGUCACUGAGUGUGGAUGCAUGGCAAGCAGCAGAAAUUAUUUCAAAAUUCUGCUAAAAACGUGGGUGAGUUUGCAACCUGAAGCAAGAAUAAAAAACCAAUCCACAAAAGUUAAAGCUGUGAAUCAAACAGGAAAUAUUAAGCCUGUGUUUCUCUACAGAUAUUAGUGAUACUGUACUUUUAUGAGUUAUGUGUGGUUAUAUGUGUUGGCAUCCAUCUGACUCAGGAGACAGUGGAGGAGUGCGCCAUUGGUAGUGAAGUCAAACUGUUGGAAGGUUGCAGCACCUGCUGUGGCGAUAUGGGAGAGACAUGUUUUGUUGCAGCUGGAGCAGAUAAACGUCCAGUGAUGAUCUGCUUCUUUUCAAACACUUCCAGGAUGCAAGCCAAGCAGUAUGGUAUAUGCAAGCACUGCUGUCUUAUAGAGGGCUUAAUUUUGGGGGUGGGGAUGGGGAGGAAAAUUGUAUUAAGUAAGAUUGGAGGAAAGUAGUUAGGCCCUUUUACAGGAAGACAUUUGCAUUGCAUUACCUCUGCUUUUAAAAUGGUAAAAAGUGUAUGUUGAAUUAGUUUUAUUUUAAAUCGUACUUGCACACCUGAUAUUUUGCAUUACAGAAAGAUGCACCAAAGCUGAAAUGGCAUUUUAAAAAAUUCUUCUUCUUCUUUGGCGAUCACUUGUAGCCGAGUAAGAUUGUCUUUCAUGAACACGAUUUUAACAAUGGGUCCGUAAGUGACCGUGGAGGCCAAUUCUGGAUCCACACGUCCUUCCACAGUGGGGACAUUGGUUUCCAGGCGGGAGUUGAUCACGGUGUGGAUUUGCCAAGCGUGCCUUCCUCUUAGCACAUUUCUUCCUUGCAUCCUGAGAUCGAGUUUCUUCAAAGCCCGGUGUGGUUUACUAUUUUGUUAAUAUGGGUUUCCGAGUCUUUCUUUGUCCAAGGAUCAAAUAGAUAAGGCUUUGUGCUUUUGAAAAGAAUAUUUUGAGGUCUAAUGCAUACCUUCCAACAUGUCUCCCACGAAAAUAGGGACGUCCCAUUCCACAAUGAUAAUUUUACUAUUUAUACCCCACACAUCUUACUGGGUUGCCCCAGCCACUCUGGACAGUUCCCAACACAUAUAAAAGCAUAAUAAAACAUUAAACACUAAAAAAACAAAAAACCUUCCCUAUAAAGGAUUGCCUUCAGACGGCUCAGGGAUUGAAUAACUCCACACCCUCCAGCAUUUCUCCAACGAAAAUAGGGGCAUCUUAAGGAAAAGGGACAUUCUGGGAUCAAAUCAGAAACCGGGACGGCUUCUUUAAAUCAGGGACAUCCCUGGAAAAUAGGGACAUUCGGAGGGUCUGCCAAUUGUAAGAAUGAAGGACAAUUACUACCGGUAGCACUGAGUUUUCUGAGUUUUGUUGUUGUAAAGCAGCAUGCAUUAGUCAUCUAUUUUCGUUUUGCAGAAGUUCUCUCUUAUAGUGGCAGAGGUUAAGGGGUGGGCAGUAGGAGAGAGAGAGCAGUUAGUAGAAGCUAGUGCUUAGUGAGACUUUACAGUGCAGAUGCUGGAAUUGGGCCAUUGGAAACAGAACCACAGGGUCAGAGUGAAGCCUUGCUUGCUGGGUCCAAAGAAUGGCUUCUCAGGCUCUGAGCACCCUGGAGCUUCGAAGCCCCCGCUAAGCUCCUCCAGUAUGACAUCACGGAUUUUGCUACGACAGCAGCUCAUGCGUGAGCAGAUGCAGGAGCAGGAGCGCCGAGAGCAGCAACAGAAACAGCAAGCAGCCCAGUUCAUGCAGCAGAGAGUGGCGCUGAGUCAGACACCAGCCAUCAACGUCAGCCUCCCAGCCAGUCUCCCUCCUGCUACUCAAGUGCCAAUGGAAGUCCUCAAGGUGCAGACUCACCUGGAAAACCCUACCAAGUACCACAUCCAACAAGCUCAACGGCAGCAAGUCAAGCAGUACCUCUCUACUACAUUAGGAAACAAGCACACCAACCAGGCUCUAAGCUUACCGUGCCCAAAUCAGCCAGGGGAUCAUAUUAUACCGCCUGGCACAGGAAGCAGUGCACCAAACAGCCCGAUGGCCAUGCUUACGCUCAACUCCAACUGUGAAAAGGAGGGCUUUUAUAAAUUUGAAGAGCAAAGCAACAGGGUGGAGAAUGAAUGCCAGACUCUCAACACACAUUCUCGAGCAUCUUGCAUGCAGAUGGAUGAUGUAAUUGAUGACAUUAUCAGUUUGGAGUCAAGUUAUAAUGAAGAAAUCUUUGGUUUAAUGGAUCCUGCCCUACAAAUAGCAAAUACGUUACCUGUCUCCGGCAAUCUUGUGGACCUCUAUGGCAAUCAAGGCAUGCCUCCCCCCGGACUCAACAUCAGCAACUCUUGUCCUGCCAACCUUCCUAAUAUAAAAAGGGAACUCACAGCAUGUGUAUUUCCAACAGAGUCAGAGGCGAGAGCGCUGGCCAAAGAGAGACAAAAGAAAGACAAUCACAAUUUGAUUGAACGAAGACGGCGAUUCAAUAUUAACGAUCGUAUAAAAGAACUUGGCACUUUGAUACCCAAGUCGAAUGACCCGGACAUGCGUUGGAAUAAGGGAACUAUUUUAAAGGCCUCUGUGGACUACAUCCGCAAGUUGCAAAGAGAACAGCAACGUACAAAAGAACUAGAGAACAGACAAAAGAAACUGGAACAUGCCAACAGGCACCUUUUGCUCAGAAUACAGGAACUUGAGAUGCAGGCUCGAGCACAUGGACUCUCUAUCGUGCCGUCCACAGGCCUUUGUUCGCCAGAGAUGGUGAACCGGCUCAUCAAGCAGGAGCCGGCCGUCGACAACUGCAGCCAAGAGGUCCUGCAGCGCCAUCCCGACCUGUCUUGCACAACCACUCUCGACCUUACCGACGGCACCAUCACUUUCAAUGACAGCCUGGCCAAUGUGACUGAGUCAGCUGCCGGCACUUAUGCUGUCCCUACGAAAAUGGGCUCCAAACUGGAAGACAUCUUGAUGGACGAUACCCUCUCUCCCGUCGGGGUGACCGACCCCCUCCUUUCCUCGUUGUCUCCCGGGGCGUCGAAAACAAGUAGCCGAAGGAGCAGCGUGAGCAUGGAGGAAUCUGACCACACUUGCUAGUGAAUGCAAAUUAGAAAGGCUCUUCGUGGACUUCUUUGUUUCUUGAUCAGUAGAUUAAGUAAUUCGCUCUGUUUUCUUAAUAACUAUCUUUUAAUAUAAAUCUUCAAAUAGCCCAGUGUAUGUGACUUUUUUAAAUGUUUGCAGAGACUUGUAUAUUUUAUUUUAAAACUACCAAUGCUUCCAAAGUAUUGUACUGCAUCUGUGAACCAGAUUCGCCAAGAGCUCCAAAGUGAGCUCAUGUCUACUUGAAAGCAAUAGAGUUAGACUGAUCGCCAAGUCCAUGAUCCACAAAAGGUGAAACUUCCUGUAUAACUGUAAAUGAUGCCCAUUGACGUGGAAAUGAAACGUAGAAGAAUGUAAAGAAACCAAAAAAAAAGGACUAGCUUUGUAAAACUAUUUUUUUUUGUGUUGACUUAAUAGUGCCUCCUUUUAAAGAUACAGUACUUGUUAAUCCAAUUUAAUCUUUCCCAAGGCAUUAAAUAUAAUAUGUAUGUCAGCGGGUCACCUGUACAAAAACUAACUCACGGUGAUCUCGAACAAAGUACAAGCUAGAAUGAAGGAGGGAGAGACACAGAGAGAUAUUCAAUGGCAUUGACAUGUGGUUAUUUUUGUUCUGGUCUCCAGUGAGUGGACAACCUCCGAAAUCAUGGUUCAGUUUUUGGGUUUUUUUUUAGAAAUCACUUUUAAUCAUGGCAAGAAAUCUAUACUGGUAUUUUAACAAUGCAAGACUGGUGAAUAUUUCAAGCUCUUAACAAAAAAACAAACACUUAGUACCUUCUGUCAAUUGGAUAUAACCAAUUGGAUUUUGUUUUUGUUUUUUUAAAUUACAUUGUACAGUUACCUGAUUUGCAUGAAUUUUUCACUUUUUUUUCCAUUCUGAGUACAUUUGUAUUUUAUUUGUAAGAAAAUGCCUCUAGUUAUCACAAUGAUUUUGUUUUUUAACAUUUUAAAACCCCGCAAAGGGGGUUGUUCUGCAUUCUCUGUACACACUUCAGAGUAAGCUUUUGUGCAGGUUCCUGUCUUUUCAAGAGUGGUUUUGUGACUAUUUUAUAUAUUACAGCCUCACUUGGAAGAAAUGUUUUGACACCGACAGAGCUUUAAAUCAUAGUACAGAUUUAGGUCUAGUUAACAAGACGAUGCUCUGUAUAAAAAAAGGAAAAAGGAAAAAAAAAAUCCCAAACUUAACAUAUUUAUUUUUAGUGAUACAGGACAAAUAGAAAUAUGCUUGAGAAACACGGUUGCUAUAUCCUUUAGUGCGCUGUUAGAUUUUUUCAGGUUGAAAGAGGAUUUUACUAUAUCUGCAGGUAUUAACUGUUACUUGAUCCCAACGUUGUCAAGUUUAACCAUGCAACAGUGUUGUCGUGAGAGCAUGUUCUGUGCAUUAUCUACUCCAGCGUAGUCCUAUGCAAUAACAGUAGUGAUACUUGUAUGAUUGUCAUGCCUAAAUAUUUUAUACAGUGGUUGUGUGGUCUUACCAGUGGAGAAAGUGAUUGGCUUCCUGCCCUAGCAGCCACCCAGCUGACUUGCAAAUGGCAGGGAGGCAUAUCUCAUUCAGAGUGAAGUGCCUUAAAUUUAGCCGUAGUCUCCGUGAACUAGCACUGACUGAAGUGUGUGACCUAAGACCGUUUGGGAGGAGGGGAUUGCUGAUGGUGGCUGAUGGGUGGGGCACAGUGCUCGUGACGUGAAGCAAGAGCACCCGAAUCUUUCACCCAAGCCUGUGCGAAUUCUGACACUAUUUCCAGACGUCUUGGACCUUUUCUGCUCCAGCUUUGUUUCUGUGCUUUGGAAACCUGAGCUAUAGGCAGCUGGUGAUUCUUCAGAACGCUAGGAUGAAAGCAUGGCGACGAUCAGGAUACGUUAAGUCUCAAAAGGAAACAGCUGCUGUAUAGUUUGGUUAAGCAUCUGUGAAACCACUAAGGCCAAAUCGUGCUCCUUUGUAAGUGCACCACUAACUUGGGGGAGCCUCAUCUUUGCAACGCCAAGAAUCCACAUAGACCCGUCUUCCCUAAGCUGGCUCCCUCCAGAUGUUUUGGACUACAACUUGCAUCAACCAGCACGGAGUUGUAGUCUAAAACACCUGGGGUGCACCAGAUUGGGAAAGGCUAUUGUAGACAAUAAAAGAGAGGAAUAAUCAGAUGUGGGAACUCUGGUUUGAAGGAACAGGAAGGCAUUUUCUCCUAACCUCAAAAUAUCUUCCAACUCAAUAAUUGCAUGUGGUAGAAUUUGACUAUUAUCUGGCCAGCGAUAAUGGUCACAGAUGACUGUUAAUGUAGGAGUCCAAAUUUGAACUGCCUUAGUGCUGACAGCGCAAUCCUAACCAUGCCUGCUUGGAAGUAAAUCCAACUGAAUGGGGCUUACUCCCAGGUAAGCGUGGUUGGGAUUGCAGUGCUAGCUUUCGCAGCGAGUUAAGAACCCCGAUCUGUAGCUUGACCUGGUCAAGUGGGUGUUUGGCCCAUCAUUAGCAAUGUGGUGCAAGUUACAGCUCAUGAAAGGUCUGUUGCCAUCUACAAGCGAUGGAGUACUUGUAGUCUUCUAGAUGUUCCAGCUCCCAUCUUACUGGACCUCGAGCCAUGCUAAUGGAGCUAGAAUCUAAGAACCAUAGCUGCCAAGUUAUCCCCUUUUUAAAGGGAAAUUCCAUUAUGCUGAAUAGGCUUCCUCGCGAGAAAAGGGAAAACUUGGCAGCUAUGCUAAGAACACCUGGAGGACUGCAGAUUCCCAGUCCCUGGGGCAUACUAGCAGCUGGAAGCUAUUUAGAAUUUCA
This is a messenger RNA of Zootoca vivipara (common lizard), 11517 nucleotides long. The record is from RefSeq and is a predicted model, not a curated record. NCBI's taxonomy places the organism in Eukaryota, Metazoa, Chordata, Lepidosauria, Squamata, Lacertidae.